GUUUUUGGUAAGACAAUCAGCUAUUGCAAAUACGAUGGAAACCUUUUUUUUAUUAUUAAACCUCGCACUGUUGGCUACGUUCGAAGUUUUUAAAAGAAGUGGGAAGAAAGCUUGUUUACAGUUUCUGAAAGUUCAAGUCUCACUCACGGUUCAACUUGGUUGAGUUGACUCCAACUUUUUUGAGAAAUUUACUUAUAUCUCAACGUAAGACGGAACGUUGCUUUUUUGGUUUUAAAAGACUCUUUUCCUUGUUCUCGGGUGUUUUUUGAAGUCCUGUUCACCACAAAGUUGGCUUGAGUAUUUUCUAUCAUCCUUCGAGUGCCUUGUAGUUUUCUGACUGUUUUUAGCGUUUUUAACAAUGAAUGGUGCUAGUGGCAAUGUCUUUCAAAACCAAACGUUCCUUUAGCCUUUUCAAUUUUGUGCUUGACAUUCGUCACCAGUACUCGUUGAAUAUACGUUGCAAAACAGCCUGAGAAUAAAAACUCUGGAAAGUCUUUCUAUCUUAUAUAGAAAGCAGUUUGCUAUGCAUCUAGAUUCUAACAAUUGUUUACAGCUACAGAACUAUUGACGGAUGGAGUUGUUGGAAUAUUUAGAAACUUUGUUAAAACUGAGAGAAACUGCGCAACAGGAGUCGUAAACAGCAUUGUUGUCCAUCCAAAUAAAUAUAAAGUGAACAGAUGAAUUAUUUUUAUCGCACAUGUCUCGUCCACCACCUUUAAAGCCGAUUCGUUCAGUUGGUGAGUCUGAAUCAAACUUUUCUAAACACAGUUUGCUACAACCCAUUAUUGAAGAGAAAAAUAGCCGAAAUAAUAGUUUUGCAAGUGGCACCCAUUUUCUUGCUGAAGACAAUCAGCGCUUAAGUGAGUUGUCACCGCUGCCGUGGAAUGAUUAUUUUCGAACGCGUACCUUGGUUUUACCUGAAAAUUGCAAAGGUAUUGGCUUUCGCGUGUAUGCUACAGGAUCUUUAACAGAAUUGUUGUUGGCUCAAUCUACCGUUUCUUCGCAGACAGAUGAAACGAGUAGUUUAUAUACUUCUCAUCGAGCUGCAAGUUCCUUUAAACAACCUCUUUUGAUGCUCUUUCACGGGGGAGGAUAUUCAGCUCUGAGUUUUGGGUUACUUGUGAAAUAUUUGGUUCAGAAGUUACCCAAUCCUGAGUCUUUGUCUGUUCUUGCUUUUGAUGCCAGAGGCCACGGGGAGACUGAUGUGGAGAAUGAGCAGAACCUUUCUGCUGAACAACAGGUUCAAGACGCUCUGGACUUACUGAAGAGUAUAUUCGGAAAACUUGACUCUGAUUUACCUCCAAUUGUUUUGGCAGGACAUAGUAUGGGCGGUGCUAUUGCCGUACGUGUUGGUGCAUCUGGACAGAUACCAACUUUGUGUGGUCUUAUUGUUAUAGAUGUUGUUGAAGGAACAGCGAUGGCAUCUCUGCCUCAUAUGCAGACUGUUUUGAUGAAAAGACCCAAAUCCUUUUCAUCCGUGGAAAAAGCCAUUCUAUACUCGUUGGAAACUGGUCAAACCAAGUCAAGAGAAUCUUGUCGCUUGUCACUACCUUCACAGUUAAGGUGGAAUGAGGACGAAAAGUGCUAUUCCUGGAGGACCAAUCUUGAGGAAAGUGAGUGCUACUGGAAGAGCUGGUUUGAAAAUUUGUCGCCAACUUUUCUUAAGAUUGCUGUUCCAAAGUUGCUGAUAUUGGCAGGUCAAGAUAGAUUGGAUAAGCCUUUAACUAUUGCGCAAAUGCAAGGGCAGUUUCAAUUGAGUGUGGUUCGUGAUAGUGGUCACAAUUUGCAUGAAGAUCAACCAGAAGGUACUGCUCAAAUAUUUGUAGAGUUUCUACGAAGACAUUCUAUAAUUAACUAGUUUGCUGCUUGUAUAAUUAUUUCU
Molecule: messenger RNA, 1882 nt
Organism: Galdieria sulphuraria
Lineage: Eukaryota; Rhodophyta; Bangiophyceae; Galdieriales; Galdieriaceae
Product: esterase / lipase
Exons: 3
Coding region: 698-1858 (386 amino acids)
Biological process (GO): protein demethylation
Molecular function (GO): protein methylesterase activity
Source: RefSeq, a predicted model, not a curated record